AUGUAUUCUCGAAACUUGACUCUCCGUGCCGUCGCUGCUGCGAGACAAACGGCCAUUUGCCAUCGCGGCUUUGCCUUUUCCGCCACCAAGAGACUAGGACUCAAGGAAUCAUCAACCCAAACAAACGUCGACUACGAGCACCACAAAAAAGACUCCCUCGAGAAGCAGAAAAAGGGCUCCGGCCACUGGAAGCCCGAGCUCGCGUCCGACAGCGAAGAGGCUGUCAAGGCGGACCGCGCGUCAAGGGAUAGCAAUUCGGCGGAGCAGAUUGCCGCGCUGCAGGAGAGGACAAAGAAGUCUGCCGAGGAGACGAGCAAAGCUGGAACGAGUAUGAGGGAUGCCAUGUGA
Messenger RNA from Trichoderma gamsii, 348 nucleotides. RefSeq lists its product as hypothetical. The coding region runs from base 1 to 348 and encodes 115 amino acids. The transcript is spliced from 2 exons. The record is from RefSeq and is a predicted model, not a curated record. NCBI's taxonomy places the organism in Eukaryota, Fungi, Ascomycota, Sordariomycetes, Hypocreales, Hypocreaceae.